Perkinsus marinus ATCC 50983 is the source of this 286-nucleotide messenger RNA. Its product is annotated as Glycine cleavage system H protein, putative. Lineage: Eukaryota; Perkinsozoa; Perkinsida; Perkinsidae. The record is from RefSeq and is a predicted model, not a curated record. The transcript has 3 exons. Gene Ontology annotation, biological process: glycine decarboxylation via glycine cleavage system; protein lipoylation. Gene Ontology annotation, cellular component: glycine cleavage complex; cytoplasm. The annotation marks the transcript as partial.
GUAUGUCGACUUGCCGACGGUUGGCUCGGUGUUUCACAAAGACGAAGUGCUGUGUACUCUUGAGAGCGUGAAAUCGGUCGAGGAAGUAUUGUGCCCGGUUGCGGCUGCGGAAGUAUUGGAGACAAACGUUAAGGUUGAAGACACUCCCGACUUGGUCAACUUGGACCCUGAGCAUGACGGCUGGCUGGUUCGCAUACAUUACGAGGGAGAUGUAGAGGCUGAUGGAAAGAACUUCUUCAGUGAGGAGGAGUAUCGAAAAGGCCACAGUGUUGAAGUCUUCGAGUAA